UGAGAAUAGAGAUUGAUUUUACAAUUUCAUCGCAGAAAGCCACCAAAAACAGUGAUCAACAUGCCGGAGGCGAACACCGCGAUGUUCGAGAAGGACAACUUCAACGCGGAAAAGUAUGUGAAAAAUCUCGUCCAAGAUUGUGUCGGUGGACCGGAGCUGCUGCAAACGAAACAGAAAAUCCAAGGCCUCAGCGAUACCGUGUCGUCGACGCUCAAGAAACAUGUCUACCAAAACUACAUGCAGUUCAUCGAGACGGCCAAGGAGAUCUCGCAUCUCGAGUCGGAAAUGUACCAACUAUCGCACAUACUCAUCGAACAGCGCAAUCUGCUGACAACGCUGCGCGACGAGUCGCUACUGGAUGAACAGAAAAACAUCAUCGAAGAGCAGAGCCUCGAUCCGAACGUGAACGAGGAGCAGCAGAAUCGAAAGGCGAUCCAGUUGAUCAAGGAGUCACUGCUUGGCUACAACGGUAACUUGGAUGAUAAGUUUUUCAUUCACGAAGGCGGUCUCAUCGAGCUGGAUUCGAACGAUUACCGACCGAUCUGCCGCAUCCAUUUGUUCCUGUUCAACGAAGUGCUGGUACUGGCCAAAGUAAAACACGAUAAGAAACUCGAAUUUGUGACCGAAUACGAGACGAAAAAGAUCGCUGUCAUCAACAUCAAGGAUCUGGACGGUGUGAACAAGAACGCGAUCAACGUUAUCACCAGCGACGGUGCGCGGAUUUUCCAGUGUAUCAAUGCGGCCACCAAACAGGAAUGGAUCGACAAGUUCGAGCAAGCGAUCAAGUUUCACCAGCCAACGAAACCCAAGAAAGCACAAGCACCGCAACCACCGACGAGCCUCAAGUUCGAAACCGUCACACCCAAGCCCACGACCGAUAAUGAGUUACUCGCGCUCAGCCCAACGGCAUCGGAGGUGGGUCGUGUGAUGAUCGAAAAUCUACCGCCCGAUUGGCUCGUUACCGCUCCGGAAGAGAUACAGGCCGAAAUAGCGCAGCGUCACUUUGAGGACAGCUUGGCUCUGCUGCAGAGAUGCGAAGAGCAUCUUGCCCGCGAUAGUUCCUUCCGUGGGGCGACGGAAAUCGGGGAGAAAGUUCGCACACUCAAGAGCUCGCUGGCUUCGGUCCUAAUGCACGAGCUGUCGAGCUCGCAAAGCCGGAGCCUACAGGCGGCGCUACGUUCCAGCCGACGUCCACUGAGGCUGCUGGUGGAGAUGGAGAAAUCGCGUGAAGCUUGCGGGAUUCUGUUGCGCGUUUGUACCAGUGCGAUCCGUAGCUCGCAACGCCAAGCACGGCGUAACAAUUUGGCCGUUUCGGAACUGUUCUUUUGCGAUGUGGCACUCGUUGCGAGCGAGUUUUUGCGUGCCUUCAGUACAAAGGCGGCCUGCACGAGCGCACUGAUCGUAUGGUGCAACAUGGAGCUACAGCAUUUCGCUUCGCAACUGAUCAAACACUAUCUCACCAAGGAUACCCAGCUGGAAACGGUCGCCAAGGUAGUGGAAGGUGUACGGGAACCGUGCCUUAAACUGCGCGAAAUCGGUCUCGAUCUAUCGUACCACAUGGAAGGUUUGCUUCGCAGCACACUGGAACAGCUGCUCGAUGAAGCGCGCUAUCGGUUGGUGGAUUCGAUCGGUCGUACUGAAGAUCCCUGGCAACCGUAUAAUCUGCAGACGAAGACGGGACUCCGUGCAUUGCUGAAAGAGUUCGAUACACUCGGUAUCGAUUUUCGGGCGUACGUUACCGGGGACACGUGGAUCAAUCUAACCCAGGCGACGGUCGGUUUCUGUCGACAUCUGAUUCAAACGACCGAGAGUUGUGCCUUCCUGGCGAAGUACGAUUCGUUGCAGCGUGACGCGGAAACACUGAUCCGGGAGCUCUUCCUUUCACAACAUUCCACCAAACCUCCCAACUCGCUCAAUGCUGAUAUCAAAUUUGUGGCCAAGAACAAAACGUACAUGGUGGAGGUACUGCUACCGAUCGCCAUGAACCGAUUCGAACGGAUCGCCGGUAAAAAACCGGAACUGCUGGCGGAACUUCAGGUUCAGCUACGCACGGUACCGCCGAAACCGAAACCUCGCAGUGUCUACCAGACGGAUGUGCUGUAGAGGAAAUUCGUUCCACUGUUAACUGAUAACUUAUUAACCAACUACUACUCAUUAUCACUUAGCCAAUAAAGCCGAGAUAGCCUCUUUUUGCUGAGA
Messenger RNA from Anopheles aquasalis, 2199 nucleotides. It is a transcript of the gene Exo84, whose product is annotated as exocyst complex component Exo84. The record is from RefSeq and is a predicted model, not a curated record. Lineage: Eukaryota; Metazoa; Arthropoda; Insecta; Diptera; Culicidae. Gene Ontology annotation, cellular component: exocyst. Gene Ontology annotation, biological process: exocytosis; Golgi to plasma membrane transport; intracellular protein localization.